CCCACUCCAUUGUCUAUCAUAUAUAUAGUAACACGGAUGAAACUUAGAGAGGAGUGAAAGGUGACAGACCGUUGCAGUCAAAGGCCUGGGAUCUCUAGAAACGCACCGGGUCGUAUCAGUCAGAAAGUGUCCCCGUGGGAGAAGGAUGAACUGUAGUCAGGUCGUCGUUUUAAUUUUGAUGGUGUGGACGGAGUUCACGUCAGCGGCGCUUUGGACGCUAGAGGCCGAGGACUCGAAAGGUCAACAUAUCAGAAACUACAGAUCAAAAGCAUCUGGGUAUCAGUCUGUCCUCCUCUACCAGGGGAGCUCCAUAUUAUUAUCGAUCUGUUUCAUUCAGACGACAAACCUAACUGUCAAAGAUGUUGUCUUUUCCAACGAUGGUCACUCUGACAACGUCAGCGUCGGCAUGGACAACUUUGCCAUUGGCUCUUUCCGGACACGAAGACAUGACACUGGCGGCCAAUCCUGGAACAUAUUUUAUCAUUCUGGUGAACUCGGAAGUACAAUAGUUACUGGUGGGAUGCAUCGAUUGAGCAUAUAUGCUAAUGAUACUGAUCGUUGGGGCCUCGAAAUUGAUAAAAUUGUGAUAGAAAUAGCGGAUGAUCAUCUUAAUUCGGACAUUCUGCAUUGUAGACUGCCAUGUUCUCAGGAUACCCCUGUGCUUAAAAACCCACAGCAAGAGUCAGUAUCAGAAGGUUAUAUCACUCAGAAAAGUUAUCCAACAGCAUGCGCUGAGGAGGAUAACGUACAUAUCCCCGUGUUUCAUGAAUCUGUCAGUGAAUACACCAUCAGUGCAACCUUACCAAUGUACCAUUCCUUCAGAAAUGACGCUUAUCAAGAUUUUGAAAAUUGCUCCUUUGCUCAAGCAGUGUUCUGGAACUAUACCAGUGUGAACCUCAAGUCCAUUCUCAACCGCACGGACCCGAACACUCUUAGUGUGUUAGGCUCACAUGUUAACAGCCACGGUAUUGCAACAAUUCAUCUUGGUCUUUUAUUCUACCUUGACACACCAAAAGAGGGAGUGUUUAAUUCUGAGAUGGGUGGAGUUAUCUCCUUGUCUUUAAGUGGCAUCAUGGAUGUUGCUACGGUCACAGUUCUCUGCCGGGGAAAGUUUAACAGGUACACAACUUUACAAACGUACCAGUUUACAAACGCAUCUCAUACCUUUGAAUGGCAAGUUCCUGAUUUUAUCUUGGGUGCAAAUGCAAAUCACGUCAUCUUGGUAAUCGUAACAAGUCACCCAGAAACUAUUUCUAUAAACCAUUUUUACUUCCAAAGACGGGACUUUGAAGGCGAUAGAAUGUUUGAAAUCUAUAAAGAAGACAUUAUUAUUGAAGGUCUGCAUGUGGAUUUCUGGUGGCAGCAAAAUACAACGAUGGAGGUGACUUUGUCAACGACUUCUCAGUCAUGGACUGCCCAUUAUAUACGAUUCUAUGUCCCGGUUCCAUGGUCAAAUAAUGGCUGGUGCCAGAUAAUGGUUCUCUAUCAAGAUGGAAAUGUUCGUUUACUUCCAAUGACACCACCAGGAGCUUCAUGGAUACCUUUCGGAUCUUCAGUGCUGAUUGGUCAAACGGACAAAACAAUGAGGCCAAGUGCUCCAAUUUCCAAAGUAACAAUUGACCCAAGAUAUCUCACCCUUGACGUUGUGUAUGCCGACGGUGGCACGGCGAGUAUGACCCUCCUCCCUCUUGUUGAGCGGACAGAACUACGUGUCACCAACAUCAACAUGGCCAGGGACACGACGACCAACCCCUUUGCAACGUUCCGAUCGAUGUACGUUGAAGGUGGCAACGCCGACUCUGACAGCGUAGCCUCGGACACUCAGAGCGCUGUACACGUGAUGGAAAACUGGGGAAACAUUACGGGAACGGUGUUCGGAAUAUUUCGUCGGUGUCAGUCCACUCAUCUUACUCAGAGUCCAGAUUUGAAUCUGAGGAUCGUUAAAACCUGAAGUGGUUUUAAAUCAUCGGAACUAAAUGUUAAAUGUGGAGACUAUACCCAUAAAUCUUGAACUUGUUUAAAAGAUUUAUAUGGCUAUGUACAAUGAUUUUUUCUGUAUUUUCCGACCCAUCAAAUAUUAAGAGUAAUUUCAUUUGAAAGUGCAAAAAGGAAAUGUGGAAAAACAACAUUCAGAAUCGGACAAUAACAAAUUUUACCCAGCAUAGAUACUAUACCCGUAAGGAAUGAGUUCUCCAUCCAUUUUCCACCCAUUUGUAGAAUUAGUUUAAUCGUAAUGUUUAUCAGAUGUAAUUUUGUAAUAUUCCGAUGCUUUUAAAUUAAUGAUCGUGUGGAUAUGCUCUCAUUACGUAGACAGGUAUGUCAUUAUUUCGUUUCCGGUACAUGCUGAUUACGUAGUGUUGUAUAAAACAAUCGUUAUUUUAGUACAGUCAAAAACCGUUGUGUCGAACUUUGAUAUGUCAAGCGUACGGUUGUCUUGAAUAAAAGCCCUGAUUAUUCCUUCUUUGGUCAUCAUUAUCGGAUGUGUCGAACCUUGCAUAACUCGAAAUAUUUCAACUUCGACAUUGAUUAGUAUAUGUAUUUAUGUCAUCGCGUUGUAACUUUGUACAGUAUCACAUCCGGGGUUUAUUUUUAUUUUUAUCUUCGACCUAAAUCUUUGUAGAUGCUCCUAAACGAAGGAAAAGUACUACAUAUAAGUUAUGCUUCUAUUCGACAUGUGUUGAUAAUCCUUUAUGAUAAAUGUUAUUGAUAGUUAUUUUAAGACGUAAAUUUGUGAGCUGUUUGAAUUCAAAACAAUACUCAGACAGUAAACGUUGGAUUAAGUUUCUUUUCACGGUUUAUAUAUGUAAAUGAUAAUUUUCAUUUACAGUAAAUAUAUAUUUUUAAAAGAAAAGCCCUCAGAUAUGAAAUACUUUAAAUGUGGACAUAUAAAACACAUAUAACUGUGCUCGCCACUCCUAUAAACGAAGCAAAGCAGAUGGUUUAUACCUCAUAAUUCAAAUUACUUUCAACUUCUAGAAUGACAAGCAAGUGUGUCAUUUUCUUGAAAGAGUGUGGGUAACAGUUUAAUUCAAAACCGAUAGACCAAACGUCAUUCAUACAAUGCUAUGAUGUUGUAUAUAACGCCUGUGGUACAUGUUCUUUUGAUACGGCAUUAUGAAUGAACAAGGAUAGAUUAAAGGAAACUCCAUUUUAGGAGUAUUAGAACUUAAGAAGUGAGUGAGUGAGUAUGAUUUUACGCCGCUUUUAGCAAUAUCCAAGCAAUAUCACAGAAAUGGGCUUCACACAUUGUACCCAUAUGAGGAAUCGAAUCCGGGUCUUUGGCGUGACGCGCGAACGCUUUUACCAGUAGGCUACCCCACCGCCCCCUCGAAACCUACGUCUUGGACAAGUAGUACAAAUUGAGUUUAUAUAGUAAGACGGCAUGUGUAGUUUUCAUCGUCGACUGAGGUGAGGUUGCAGAGGAAGUAUGAUUUAUGUUUUUGGUACAUGAGAUGCGUUUGCAUCGUCUAGUGGUUAACUCUUCACGUUGAAGAUUCAGGUUCGUAUCAUUAUGGGUACAAUGAGUUAUACUUCUUUGCCCGCCAUCGUAAAGCUGGAGUAUUGUUAAAAGCGGCAUUAAACCCUACUCACUCACUCGUUUAUUUAAUUUACCCUUUUGCAACAACGUCAUAAAAUUUGCCCCGGAAGUUGACCAAGAACCGUAGCCCAUCACAACAUCCAAGGCGAAAAAAUUUAAUUAAUUUUGUUCCAAAUUUUAAAUCGAUUCAGUAAUGUUUGUUGCGUUCUUUAGGCUGCGGGGGUGCAGCUAUUCAACUGGUUCAGUCGGUAUGUUACAUUUGGCAACGUUUGGCCACAUUUCGGUUACAUAGCCUCUGGAGUGCAUUUGCAUAUUGAAGUUUUUACAAUCUCGUAUUUCAUGUCACGUCAUGGUUAGAUGUUGCUGAUUACUUUGUACUUAUUGCGUUUUUAUGUA
Molecule: messenger RNA, 3934 nt
Organism: Haliotis rufescens (red abalone)
Lineage: Eukaryota; Metazoa; Mollusca; Gastropoda; Lepetellida; Haliotidae
Exons: 2
Coding region: 146-1951 (601 amino acids)
Source: RefSeq, a predicted model, not a curated record